Molecule: messenger RNA, 915 nt
Organism: Arabidopsis lyrata subsp. lyrata
Lineage: Eukaryota; Viridiplantae; Streptophyta; Magnoliopsida; Brassicales; Brassicaceae
Product: N-alpha-acetyltransferase MAK3
Exons: 6
Coding region: 144-716 (190 amino acids)
Biological process (GO): N-terminal peptidyl-methionine acetylation
Cellular component (GO): NatC complex
Molecular function (GO): protein-N-terminal amino-acid acetyltransferase activity
Source: RefSeq, a predicted model, not a curated record
CUUCUCUUUGGAGCUUCCUUUCUUCUUCAGAUAUCAACCCAAUCGAAACUUUUGAUCUUCGAAUUUCACAAAGCUCAAACUCUUGCUGCUCAGGAUUCUUACUAUUCCCAAUCGCAGAACAUUGUAUAUAUCAUUCGGGUUCAAUGGAGAAAAAUAUGGAAGAUAAAGAAGAAUUCGAUGAGGGUGAGAUUGAGUACACGAGUUAUGCUGGUGAGCAUCAUCUGCCAUUGAUUAUGUCUCUUGUUGACCAAGAACUUAGUGAACCUUACUCCAUCUUUACUUACCGAUACUUCGUCUACCUCUGGCCACAGCUAUGCUUCCUGGCCUUUCACAAAGGUAAAUGCGUAGGAACCGUAGUCUGUAAGAUGGGGGAUCAUCGACAGACUUUCAGAGGGUACAUUGCCAUGUUGGUUGUGAUUAAACCAUAUCGUGGCCGAGGCAUAGCCUCAGAGCUGGUCACAAGAUCGAUAAAAGUGAUGAUGGAGUCAGGCUGUGAAGAGGUAACUCUGGAGGCAGAAGUGAGUAACAAAGGAGCAUUAGCACUAUAUGGGCGCCUCGGGUUUAUAAGGGCCAAACGGCUAUACCACUAUUACUUGAAUGGGAUGGAUGCUUUUCGCCUGAAGCUCUUGUUCCCUAAGCCGCGUGUACCUCAAAUACCUUCUCAAGAUCAAACCCAACAAGAGUACGAGACUUUCCCUAGGCCUCGUGUACCUUAAGGCCAUGAACGAAGGAGUGUGAUUCUUCAAUGUAUUCUAAAUCCUGAACAUGCUAAGACUAUGUUCUGUUUCGUAUGAAGAAAUAUUAUGUGUUCUAGUCCCAUAUUUUUGAAGUAUUCUCGACUGGAUUUAAGUUCUUAGUCCAACCUGUUAUAUAGUAAGCGAUUAAUCGGGACAUUUCAACUCUCUUGUUUGAUGA